AACUCUGUUGUAAUUGUUAGUCUACAUUUUUCAUCAAAAUGGGUUGGUUAGUGGAAGCUAUCAUUGCUUCGAUAUUGUUGUCUUUGUGUUUUGCAAUAACAGAGUCAGCUCCAAAAUCUGCUCUCAUAACCAAACUUCCUGGUUUCAACGGCAGUUUUCCAUCUAAACACUAUGCCGGGUAUGUGGCAAUAGAUAAACAACGUAAUAAGAAUCUAUGGUAUUACUUUGUGGAAUCUGAGAGAAAUGCUUCAGUAGAUCCAGUUGUGCUUUGGCUUAAUGGUGGUCCAGGUUGCUCUAGCAUGGAUGGAUUUGUCUACGAGCACGGUCCAUUCAAUUUCGAACCAAAAAAGAAAAACUCACAUCUUUUGCAUCUCAAUCCUUAUAGUUGGUCAAAGGUGUCCAAUAUCAUAUACCUUGACUCUCCAGUUGGUGUGGGAUUCUCUUACUCAAACGACAACGCCGAUUAUACAACUGAUGAUACAAAAACCGCGUCUGAUUCUCACAGAUUCCUUCUCGAGUGGUUUAAAAUGUUUCCGGAGUUUCAGUCAAAUCCGUUCUUUAUAUCAGGAGAAUCAUAUGCUGGUAUCUAUGUGCCAACUCUUGCGGCCGAGGUUGUCAAAGUUACUGAUGAGGUCUUUGAUGGUAAUGCUCUUGUUCCCUUCACACAUGGGAUGGGACUCAUUUCUGAUGAACUCUAUGAGGAAACUAAAUUACUGUGCAAUGGAACAUACUAUACGACCGACCACACAGGUGUAAGUAACGAAUGUGCUGACAAGCUUAAAAAGGUGUCAGAUACUGUGAGCUUAUUGAACAUAUAUAACAUUCUAGAACCGUGCUACCACGGAACAUCUCUAUCCUCCUUAGAUAUCGAGUUUCUGCCUAAGAGUCUCCUUACUCUAGGCAAAACAGAAAAGCCAAUGGCCGUGAGAAAGAGAAUGUUUGGUCGUGCAUGGCCUCUAGGUGCCGUUGUGCGUCCAGGCAUUGUACCUAGUUGGUCUCAACUACUCGAGGGCUCUGGUGUUCCUUGCAUUGACGAUACAGUUGCGACCAAAUGGCUAAACGAUCCAGCUGUAAGGAAAGCGGUUCAUGCUAAAGAGGAAAGACAGAUUGGUAAUUGGGAGUUAUGCUCAAGCCAACUCGAAUAUAGGCACGACACUGGUAGCAUGAUCGAAUACCAUAGAAACCUCACUCUUAGUGGCUUUCGAGCUCUCAUUUUCAGUGGAGAUCAUGAUAUGUGUGUACCAUAUACUGGCUCUGAAGCAUGGACUAAGGCAAUGGGAUACAAAGUGGUUGAUGAGUGGAGACCAUGGAUUUCAAAUAACCAAGCCGCUGGGUUUACACAAGGUUAUGCCAAUAAUCUCACAUUUCUAACCAUCAAGGGUGCAGGACAUACCGUUCCAGAAUACAAACCACGUGAAUCUUUGGACUUCUAUAGUCACUUCAUAGCUCUCUCACUACAAAACACCGGCUCAUACGCCGCCGCGUGGCACCGUGUCUCCGCCAUUGACACGCCGCAAACAAGCUACUUGAAAGCUAAAUACGCAGCCGAACGUUACCAGAUUCUCCAGUUCGCUCUCUGCCCUUUCUCUCUUCACGGCUCCAAACUCACUGUUCACCCAUAUAACUUUCAUUUGUUUCCUCGUGAUGAAUUGAAGUGUGGGAUGCCUUCUUAUAGCUUCUCUUGUCAAGCUUCACGUUUAACAGCUAUGGCUAGAGAAGGAUUUGAUUUCAACACUUGUAUCUAUGAAGGAAUUUCAUACUUAUCUAGAGCACAAGAGUCUGCGUCGAAGUUUCUCUCCGGGAAUCCGAUAUUAGCUGAUCUUGUUACUGUAUCUUCUUCUCCGGCUACUGUAGCUGAUACCGUCUUUGUAGGAAGGAUUAGAUCACGUGUCAAGAAUUGGAGACAGUCUUGUAUAGACUCGGGUUCAAAGACAGGAGAUGAUGAUUUGGUGAGCUCUUUGAGAAGACUGGUGUUGGGGAGUGAGCAGUAUGGUUCAAGGCUGUGUUUGACGAUUGAUGUUUGCAGUGAGCGUCAAGUGCAACUUAUCCUAGAGAUGUUGACUGAGUUCUCUGACGAUGUUGUCCCUCUACUCGUCGCUUCAAAGAGCAGAGGAACACAAGCAGUUCGUACUGUCUUUAUGAGUUCGAAGGAGGACAAGGAUCUUUUUAAGAGAGAGCUUCAAGAUCUUGAAAAAGAAGAAAACAGGCGCGUUCGUGGCUUUCGGGAAGUCGUUGAUUUGAUUUCUUCUUCACAGAAACCUGUCGUUUCCCAGAAUUAUCUUAGCGAUUUUACUUCCAUUCAUACCAAAUUCCUGGGUCCUCUACCUUCAAAUGUGGAUGACUUCAGCAGUUCACUGAGCUCAGCAUUUCCCAAUGUUGUGGAUCUGAGUCAGUUCAUGAAAAAGAUUAGUCCCGUAAGUAAUAUAAGCAAUCUACCUGCAGCUAUGUCCUCCUUGAAUAGGUUCUUUGUAUCUGUGGAUGUGGAAGUGGCUAAUCAAGGCUGUCCGGUCAAAUUAAACGAGGGCCAUCAGAGUCACGGGCAGAAUGCUGUGAUGAUAUCUCAGCUUUUUGCGAAACUGUGUACCAUACAGAAAUCAGAUCAAUUGACUGUCCAAUCAAAUGAAGAAUUACAAGCUUUAACUUCUGAUGAACAUGCAAAUUCUGCCACCUCUUGCUCUAAAAAAGCAGGCGAUGAAAAUGUUAAAGUUUGGUCAAAGAACAGCCGGAGAGUAAGCUCUGAGAACUUGGUGUUCAUAUGGGGGUUAGCAAAAAAGAUGACAGCUGCAAAACUGAAGAAUGUCCUACAAAAGUCACACCCUGUGUUUGCGCAAGAUUUUGAUGUUAAAUACUUAGACCGGAGCUGUGCUAUUUUAGUAUUUUGGGAGUCAGGUCCUUCGGAAACUUUCCUCAAUGCGGUUAACAAUGAAGAGCAACUUGAUGGUUCCUUAAGAGAGAUGGUUGCACAAGGGCUAAGAGCUUCCGGUUACGAGACUUACAAGAGAGCAUGUAGAUUAGGCUUCUGGGAGGCGGACUUGGCGAAAUCUUUAGACAAAGCAUUGGAAUCUUCAGAUACCGAUCCUGAUUGGGACACCAAACCAUCAGAGAUUGAUUGGUCAAACGAACUAGCUAUUAAUUUUGAUGAGCUAUGAAUAGUUCUGGUUCAUUACAGAACCAAUGUAUACCCCAAAUUGAGCACGUUAAUGCAUUUUUGUUCUUCCAUGAGUUAUUUGUCUAAA
Arabidopsis arenosa is the source of this 3236-nucleotide messenger RNA. The record is from the annotation of a GenBank genome assembly. Lineage: Eukaryota; Viridiplantae; Streptophyta; Magnoliopsida; Brassicales; Brassicaceae.